Carassius auratus (goldfish) is the source of this 3940-nucleotide messenger RNA. It is a transcript of the gene exd3, whose product is annotated as exonuclease 3'-5' domain containing 3. The record is from RefSeq and is a predicted model, not a curated record. Gene Ontology annotation, biological process: nucleobase-containing compound metabolic process. Lineage: Eukaryota; Metazoa; Chordata; Actinopteri; Cypriniformes; Cyprinidae. The transcript has 20 exons. The coding region runs from base 193 to 2817 and encodes 874 amino acids. Gene Ontology annotation, molecular function: 3'-5' exonuclease activity; nucleic acid binding.
UGGACUGUAGAGAACUCGCGAGAAUAUUCGCGUGUCUCGUCGUCAGAUGUCUAAAUAAACACUCGCGAGUUUAAUGGUUCCGCGCGGAUAUAAGGAAGGAUUAUCCAACAGACUGUUGACUCGGUGGUUAACUUUAACAGUAUAGAAGGAGUGGAAGUGUUGAGUCUAGACAGCGCCACCAGGUGUACAACAAUGAGCCUGGAGAGACAAUCCAAAGGUGUUGACCUCUCUGGCCUGCAGGAGCACCUCUGUGGCCUGUGGAGCAGGAAAGAGCAGAAGGAGCUACGGCAAGUGUUAGCGAGCAGUUUCUCACAGAUGCAGGAGCCCUUGGCCGGUCUGCUGGACUUCCUGGAGGGCUGCCUUACCGUCCAGAAGGGGAAGUCCACCAUCUUGAACCAGUUCAUUCUCACAGAGUUCAUGCGCUGGAGGACCAAUAAUGCCCAGGCCAGUCUGAAUGUCUUGAGGGAAGAAGAGCGACUGCGUUUGCAGAAGAAAGCCCUGGGGCUCCUCACAGACUCUCAUCCCGGGUACAUGGACCCCCUGCUGGAGAUUUAUCAGCUGAGCUCUCUGAAAACACCACUGCUGCUGGAACAUGUGGACUUCCUGCAGGACUGCUGCUGCUUCAAAGAGGCGCUGAUUUUCAGUGUCAAAGUGGAGCUCCAGAAAGAUCUGGACAUGGAGAAGAUGUGUGUCCCUCUCAUUCUCCUGGACAAGCUGUCGCUGGUGGAGCUGUAUGUGCGAGACCAUCCCGACCUGCAGAAGCGUCUGCUCAAGCUGCUGGACUCCUGGUGCGUGCCCAACUUUGACAUCCAGGCGCUGCUCAGUCGGUACCCAAACGUGGUUCUCUCAAAACAUCAGACGGACCAGAUCCAGCCCAAGCUGCUCAGUAAACAUGUGUUCAGACUCAUGGAGAAGUUCUGCAUUGAUCCCGGUCUGUGCUCUAAUUCUGUCUAUAAGAGGAAGCUGGAUUCACUGAGGUUUCUCAUGUACAAAACCUUCGGCGAGAAAGGCAUGUCUGAAGAGAACUGGAGAGACCACGUUCAGGCCAUGAUUGAAGGCAACGCAGAGCUCCAGAUUCAACUGGUGCAGCUGUUGGUUAAACACUGCAGCCUCAAGACCGCUGCCCAGUGGGCUGCACAUUACAACUUACCCAGAAACAGGCUUCCCUUAGGAGUCUGGGACAAAAUUCAGAGCCUCUCCCCCAAGCAGCUAGAAAUGCAUGCUGUGAGCGGCCCACCCGAAUCUUGGACACCUCUUCAGUCUGAUCGGCAAAAAUACUACCAGCUUCCUCUGUCCAGAGAAAACGUCCACUUUGUAGAAACAUUAGAUGAAGUUAAGCAGUGCCGAGAAGCUGUUUUAAAGUCUGGUUGUGUGGUGGGAAUGGACAUGGAAUGGAGAGCCGGUUUUGGCACAGUAUCCUCUCAGCAUGUGGCUCUGAUCCAGCUGGCAGUACAGGAUCGGGUGUUUCUGUUGGACCUUUGUGCACAUGCUAUUAGCCACAACAGCUCCACAGUGAACUUCAUCAGGGCUCUGCUGUCAGACAAGAACAUCCUCAAACUGGGUUAUGGGAUGUCUGGAGACUUGCGGAGUCUAGUCAGCAUGUGGCCCGAGCUCAGGGAAGCGCCGAUGAAAAUGGAAGGAGUUCUGGACCUGCUUCAUGUCCAUCAGGAGAUUCAGCGGUGCUGGUUGGGCAACAAAGGAUGUCGGUCAGUGGAAGUGAGUAAGGGACCAACAGAGAAGGGCCUGAGUUUGCUAGUGCAGCAGAUAUUAGGAAAACCACUGAACAAAACAGAGCAACUCUCCAACUGGGAACGCCGACCACUCCGGACCAGUCAACUCCGCUAUGCAGCCACUGAUGCGUACUGCCUGCUGGAUGUCUACCUCGUCCUCUCCCGGGACCCAAAGGCAUUUGGUUUGCCAGAGGACCUACGUUGCAUUCCCUCGGCCCAACAGGCCAAGAGCCGUGAGGAAAAGAAACCUAAAGAGAAGAAAAAGCAGUAUAAAAGAAGAGAGGCUCGGCAGAAAGCGAAUGAGGCCCACUUUGUAGAUGACCGUCUAAAGGUGAAUUCGGAGUACGAAGGGCCCACCAUCACACCACCAGAGCUAAGAGUGGUCUGUGAUAACAUGCUGCAGGGUCUGGGACGUUUAUUGCGCUGUCUGGGGGUGGACGUCAAAAUGCUGGAGAACUCUGAUGACCAUAAAGUAGCAGCAGAGCUGGCUCGUGCUGAAGGUCGUGUCAUCCUCACCGCAGGUCAGCCCUACCAAACAUUACGAUCACAGGUCGGAGAAGGCCGCUGCCUGGUUCUGGACUGCUCAGAAAAGGCACGUGAUCAGGCCGUGCAAGUUCUAAAGCAUUUACGCGUCCACCUCACCCAUGCAGACAUCUUCAGUCGAUGCCAGGCUUGCAAUUGUAAUGAGUACUUGAAGCUGUCCAGAGAGGAUAUGACCCGCAUGAUCACAGACCGAGGUCUCCUUCAAGGCAUUGCAUCUAAGCGGGAUGACUGCGAGCCACAGGAUGAAACACGAGCAGAAAACAAUAGCUGGAGGUCCCCAGAGGGCCCCAAGUUCAACCCUAACUGCUGCUGGGCCCCACGAACCGCCCUGGACCCCCAGACCUUCAGAUUCCCCAGCGGGGCUGAAGUUCAGCUGGAGACGGUGCCUCCAGACCUCGUACACCGGAUUCCAGAGUUCUUCAUCUGCACCCGCUGUGGAAAGGUGUUCUGGGAGGGGACCCACUAUGACCGGGUCCUGUCACAGUUCCAAGAGGUCCUGCACGUCAGUGACACACGCAUGAGAUCCAACAAACUCCAGGUGUAAUGAGCUCUGGCAUUAGUUUCAUGCAUCUGAUUUUUUUUACAAAUCAUUUUUAUGGAGGUAUUUUUAUUUGCUACACUGUGUCAUAGUAACUGUGCGAAAACCUUUUGGAAGCGUUAAUUGUGUUUUGCACUGCAAAGAAAAUUAACUAUCAAAUGAUCCUGUGUACAUUAGUUUUACACGGUAGAAUAAUAGACGUGAUGCCAUACAUUUUUUACAAACCUCCUGAAAUUGUUCAUAAUGUUUUUAAUAACACUUUAUGAAAAGAUUAGUCACACGUUGUUAUUAAAAACAGGAUUUAUAUUGGAUCAACCCUACAAAAUGGCACAAUACUUUAAAUUUCAUUUUUGCACAAUAAUUCAAUGUUCAUAAAUCAUAGGUGUUUACUGUUUUAACAACACUUUAUGAGAAGAUUAGUCACAAAUUUUGAUUUACAAACUUUCAUUUUAUUUCAAAUUUUUUACUGUUUUUAAUUUAAGAUCUAAAUUUGUUUUACACAAUAUAAUAUACUUUUUGCCAUAAAAUGUUUACAUUAACCCCCUCAAAAUGACGAGAUAUUCAUUUCAUUUUUGCACAAAAUCUUUCGUAAUUUUUUACUAUAUAUUUUUACUAUAAAAAAAAAAGUGAAGAUCUACAUUUGUUUAACACUUUAUAAUGAUAUAUUUAAUGCCAUAAAUUGUUAAAAAAGCUGUGGGGUGUUUUAAAGAACACUUUAUGAAUAGAUUCACUACUCAUUUAAAACAUGAUAUCGUUUCUUUGCGCAACAUCUUUUGCCAUUUUGUACUCUCUUUGUUUUUCUAAAAGAUCUAUCAUGAUAAUAUGCACGUUAUCUCUCUUACACUUAUCUUUACAAGCCAAAAAAAAAAGUUUGAUUUUCUUGACUUCCUUUUUUCAGUUCGAGCGUUGUUUAUGUUUAGUCUUUAAGUCAUAUCUCCAUUUGUUAAUCUGUCAAAACUACAAAAAAACAUGCUUGGGUUCCCCAAAGACAGUGCUGCUGAAUUCACGCCAGACACUGUUCUCGUUCCAAGUUUUUGAGGACGGUUUGCAAGUUCAUAACAGGAUGGGCUGCAUACAGUCAGUCCUCAGUGCUGCCCUUCCGAGUUCAAUAAAGCAACUCUCAAACAGA